Molecule: messenger RNA, 1280 nt
Organism: Elaeis guineensis (African oil palm)
Lineage: Eukaryota; Viridiplantae; Streptophyta; Magnoliopsida; Arecales; Arecaceae
Product: peroxidase 5
Biological process (GO): hydrogen peroxide catabolic process; response to oxidative stress
Molecular function (GO): heme binding; peroxidase activity
Source: RefSeq, a predicted model, not a curated record
AAGCUUCUCCAUUUCUCCAUCAGCAAAAGAAUCUCUCUCUCGCUCCCUUCCUCGUCCGUGAUCAAGCAAUUGAUCCAAAGUGAUAAAAGUAUGGAUAUGAGAGCUCGUCGUCCUUUAUUCUCUUGUUGCAUGAUCUUCCUCAUGGCCAUCCUAACCAUGGCCUCUGCGACAUCGGCUUCCCUAAAGGUUGGCUUCUACGAAGAAACAUGUCCAUCGGCGGAGGCCAUCGUGCGGGAAACAGUAAGCCAAGCCAUCGCCAAGAAUCCCGGAUUCGCCGCCGGGCUUAUCAGGAUGCAUUUCCAUGACUGCUUCGUUAGGGGAUGCGACGCUUCCGUUCUUCUCAACUCAACCCCUGGGAACCCUUCAGAGAAGGAGGCUCCGCCAAACAACCCCAGCCUGCGAGGCUUCGAAGUGAUCGAUGCAGCAAAGGCCGCAGUAGAAGCCAAAUGCCCUUGCAAGGUCUCGUGUGCCGACAUCAUCGCCUUCGCCGCCCGUGACAGUGCCUACAUAACCGGCGGCAACGACUAUGAGGUACCGGCUGGGAGGCGCGAUGGAAGAAUCUCUCUGGCGUCGGAGGCUCUCGACAACAUUCCAUUCCCAACCUUCACUGCCGACAAACUCAAGGAGAGCUUCGAAAGGAAGGGCUUGACGUUGGAUGAAAUGGUGACACUCUCGGGAGCCCACUCCAUUGGCCGCUCUCACUGCUCCUCCUUCACGACCAGACUGUACAACUUCAGUGCCACCCAGCCUCAAGAUCCCUCCAUGGAGCCAGCCUUUGCCGCAUACUUGAAGACUAGGUGCCCCCCAUCGACUGCUAGUCCUAGCGAUCCGACGACGGUGCUUCUCGAUGCCGUCACGCCUACUCGCCUCGAUAACAUGUACUACCGGAAUUUGUUGAAGCAUAGGGGAGUGCUGACUUCAGACCAGACGUUGCAAGAUAGCUCUGAGACCACAAAGCACGUGUGGUACAAUGCAAAGCACCAGUCAGCUUGGGCUGCUAAAUUUGCAUCUGCCAUGGUGAAGAUGGGUUCUAUUGAAGUGCUCACGGGAAGUCAGGGGGAGAUCAGGGAGAAGUGCUGGGUUGUGAAUUCCUAGGUCUUUCUAUAAAAUCUUAACUACUACGAGUGUCUCAGUUUUUUUCCCUAUUCCUUGAUUAUUUUCCCUUCAAUUUGAAGCAAGCAAAUUGUUCAUGUGUUUAUACAAAAACAUGUUGCUGUAACCUAUAAUAUUUUUUAUUCGAUAAAGAUUUCAAGAGAAAUAAUCAGCCAUUAUGUGUGUUU